CUCGUCGGGGCUUGUGUUGUGCGCGUGCGCAGGACACUAGGAGGAAGCAUCCUGGUUUAUGGUUUGGUGGUGAAAUCUGAAAGGCAAGCGGAAAGUCUCAGACCAUGAAUAUUGUGGGCCAGCUCGCAGAGACGGUGUUUGUAACGGUGAAGGAGCUCUACCGUGGCCUUAACCCUGCCACGCUCACAGGAGGUAUUGAUGUCAUUGUGGUGCGCCAGCCUGAUGGAUCAUUCCAGUGUUCCCCAUUUCACGUCCGCUUUGGCAAGCUCGGUGUGCUGCGCUCCAAGGAGAAAGUGGUGGACAUUGAGAUUAACGGAGAGCCAGUUCACCUGCACAUGAAACUGGGGGACAAUGGAGAGGCAUUUUUUGUGGAGGAAAAUGAGAAUAUGGAGUCCCGAGUCCCAGCCCAUCUCUGCACCUCUCCAAUCCCUAUUGAGGUUCCUGAGGAGGCAGAGGAGACCAUGGAGGGUUCCUCCAGUGCCGGGGGAGGCACCCGCAGGAAGAAACGCCGACGCAAACGCAUGCGGUCUGACACCCAUUUGAGAGAGGAGGCCAGCUCCUCAUCAGAUGACAGAGAAAGAGAGAGGGAAUGUGAAAGAGACAGGGAUCAGGCUGAGCAGGAGAGUCCUGCUAACGAGGAUCCACACAUGAUAAUGCAAGUCAGCAAGUCAGUGUACUACUCACUGUCUGAGGAGCCAUAUGAGGAGCUGAUGGCCACACAGACCAGAGACACUCAUCCACACUCAGAUGGAGAGUGGUCACCCUCAGAAAACAGUGUUUUCUAUAGUCGGCCAUCCUCUCCUAAGAGUGACUCUGAGCUUAUUGUGAAACCCCAGGAGUCCUCUGGACCUCAAAUGCAGUGGAACUGGGGAGGUUUUCCCAUGCUGUAUCAGUCGGAGAGGUCACAGUGCAUCCCCCCUUCAGACAGCUCUCAUUUCCGCACCAUUGAGAGACAGGACUCCUUUGACAUGGGAUUUGAACCCACAAUUACCUGUGGCAGAGUGGGCAGUGUAACAGUGGUCCGGCCACAACCCAGGUCUCGCUCUUUAGACCUAGAUAGCCUCUCCAUACAAACCACCCCGGGACUCCUAGAGGAAAGCCUCCACAUAGCCCAUUUCAUCCCCAAUGCGACCUUUGAGUCUGUUGGAUCAUCAGCAGUUAUUGACAUUAACUCAACUCAGACAUGCGCACAUGUAUCCUUGGUGGACACACUGCACACAGCAGAAGAGCUGGCUGAGGAAGUCCCAUCCAUGCCGCUGCUGGAGGAGCACAGAAAAUCCUCCUCUCCUUCAGCUAGCCUCAUUAAUGGUGGUCAUGUGAACUGCGUAGCCAAAAAAGAAUGCACAGUCAGUGUUGCGCCUAUCAGUGACAUGACCGAUAUUGUUAGUCCUGUAAGUACAAGUAACACAAUCAGUAUGGCAAAACCAGACAAUGUACAAAACCAACCCAAGAAAGAGAAGAAGGCCUGCACUGUUAAAGCAGACGUAUUAGACAAUCACAACACAGCUGUUUUAGCUACUGCCAGCUCCAUAACAGCAGCGUCUUCAAAUAGUACAGAAACAUUGAAUAGCAAAGACGAUACAGAACAGCACGGUGCCUUAUAUGAGCCAAGUGAACAGGGUCCCACAGAUGGUGCUCCUGUCAGUGAGGGGGAUAGUGGGAUUGAACCCUGCACUGUGGGAGCGGAGGGAGGUGGGCCUGAAUUGAGGGACAGGUCAACUGAAGGCCCAUUGACCAGCCAGACUGCAGAGAUAAUUGGAGGUAAAGACACUGAAGCCAGCUCUGCGGUUGUAAAGGAGUUGGCAAUCUCUUCUGAAGCACACUCCAAACCAGAACAGCCGGACAAGAAGAGGGGUAAACAUAGUCAGCACUUGGGACCCUCAGACAUCUACCUGGAUGACCUGACCAAGCUGGACCCUGAGGUGGCUGCACUUUACUUCCCCAAGAGUGAGGCGGAGGGAGCAUCUCGGCACGGGGCAGAGCAGGGGUCCUCCUCAGGGAACCAGUCACCCCAGUCAGUGGGUAGUGGGGCCAUGGAUAGUGGUACAGAGUACCUGUCAGACUCUGCUGCCUACCACAUGGAUGUCAGCAUGUCCCUCUGUGGAUGUGAGGGUGACACCAGAAAAAUCAAAAAAGAGAAGUUUAUGAAGCAUAUUGUGAUGUAUCAGGAUUUCAUCAACAACCCAGGAAUCAUUGAGGAUCCAAACCUUGUUAUCUGCAUCAACUCCAACUAUUAUAACUGGGCAGUGGCUGCUCCGAUGAUAUUGUCAAUGCAGGCCUUCCAGAAGAAUCUACCCAAGAGUGCCAUAGAGAGGCUGGUGAAAGACAAAAUGCCCAAGAAGUCUGGCCGCUGGUGGUUCUCCUGGAGGAGAAGAGACAUGGACACCAGCCAGCCAAAAAGUUCAACGCAGGACCAAGAGGAGGAAUCAGUCCCUGUUCCUUCUACAAUACAGGCCAGUUUGGACGACAUAGACAGCGAUGAGGAGGCGGGGCUUGGUCGACCUGCCGUUAUCCCAACCAGCCUAUCAACAGACACUAUUAGCACCACCCAGUGUAUCAGCCAGAUGUACCGCAAGUCACUACGCCUCACCUCUAAACAGAUAGAGCGACUAAACCUGCGUGAAGGGGCCAACAAGGUGGUGUUCAGUGUGACAACUCAAUACCAGGGUACUUGUCGCUGUGAGGCUGCCAUCUACCUGUGGAACUGGGAUGACCGUGUCAUCAUAUCAGACAUAGACGGCACAAUCACAAAGUCUGAUGCUCUGGGUCAUAUCCUUCCUCAGUUUGGCAAAGAUUGGACACACCAAGGCAUUGCCAGACUUUACCACAAAAUACACCAAAAUGGCUACAAGUUCCUGUAUUGUUCAGCACGGGCUAUAGGCAUGGCUGGCAUCACCAAAGACUACCUCCAGUGGGUAAAUGACAAAGGCACCGUCCUCCCUAAAGGCCCUGUGAUGCUGGCUCCUAGCAGCCUUUUUUCAGCACUACACAGAGAGGUGAUUGAGAAGAAACCAGAGGUGUUUAAGGUGGCCUGUCUGACUGACAUCAGGGACCUGUUCAACCCCCAGAGACAGCCGUUCUACGCUGCCUUUGGCAACAGGACCAAUGAUGCCUAUGCCUACAAGCAGGUUGGGGUUCCUGACAGCAGGAUCUUUACUGUCAACCCCAAAGGAGAGCUGAUCCAGGAGAAGACUAAAGGCAACAAGUCCUCAUACAACCACCUCGGUGAGAUAGUGGAGCAUAUGUUCCCAAUGCUCUCUGUAAAGAGCUGCACCUCCUCUGCCUUUGACUGCCCUGAGUACAGCCACUUCCUCUACUGGAGGGAGCCCUUGCCUGAACUGGACCUGGAUGCACUACCGUAGACACCCUCAGCACCUUCAGCACACACCACCCAUCCCCAAAAUAUACCCACACACUCACACAUGGGGGAAAGCACAAAAGCAUAUGUAUUCAUGCAUUUUAUCUUUCUCUUGCACACACACACUCUCUCUUUCUCUCUGUCUGUCUUUUUCCAUAAUGGAGUUUGAAUAGAUUUUCCUCACAGCGCCUGAAUAUUUCCUUUGAUGGACCUACUGCUGUAUAGUGCCUGUUUAUGGGACACUGAACAACCUGGAAACAAAUGCAAAUACAAAUGCAACUUUUGUCUUUUUUCAAACACACAUAUAGAGAUAGAGGCAAAGUAAGUUAUAAUAUGUGAAUGGACUGUGCAUUUCAUUUUGUAGACUAUUAUGCAAUACUUGAUCUCAGUGCUCUUACAUCCACCGUAGCCGUUUUCAUAUUAUUUUGCAAUACUCAAGCAUACUUACGGUGAACACGAAAAGACACCCAUGGAGAAAUAUGCCUUUGAUCAAGGUAAUUUUGAUUAAUGUUUUGUUAUGGUACUGUACUUGGGGUCAUAGCUAUUUCCAAAUAUUAAGAGUUUAAAUAGCAUAUUUGCAUGGUGACUGUAACAUUGUCACACAUUUAAGCUCAAAGCAUGGACCAAAAACACUUGCAAGCCCAUAAAAUAAAUGCUGAGCUGUAAAUGAUGCCUAAAUACUCCCAAUGCCAAAACAAUGUAGCUACCUAUGCCUGUUUUGUGUGACUGAUCUGGAGUUUUCCAUAAUGCUGCAUCAAGCUCAUAGCAGUGAUGUAACCAACUGGAACAGAUGCAGCCCAGUUAUAAAAGCACACAAGCAUGUUGUUAUUUAAUGUUUGUAAUGCAAAAACACUAAAGAAAAUGUCUGUUUAGGGCAUGGAAAUCAAACACUGUGUCAGUGUUGCUGACAAACAGUGAAUGUCUCUGUCUAGACUCAGCUGUGAUAGGAAAUGGUUUAAUUGCUCAAUGUAAUGGGCAACCAAAUAUGGGGUAAGAAUGUAUUUGAAAUACUCUGGUUUAUUUUUAGAGUGUGUUUGACCCUAACUGGUGUAUGUGAUGGCUAAGUUUUGCUCUUUGAACAAUACUGUCUAUUCCACUGUCACAGAUUGUUCAGACUCAGGUGAGUGAAAGUGCUUUAGACCUCUGGAUUUGAAGCUAGAUUUUGGACACGGGCAUGAGGAGAUGAUGAGUUCAAUUCUGUAGACUGAAAACUGAGUUGGGCCUAUAAAAUGACGACGAAUACAAUUUGUUGGCAAUGUAUGUAUUGUUUAUUUGUUUGUUUAUUGGGUCCCAUUCGCUUCCGAAAAUGGUUGCUAGUCUUCCUGGGGUUCAUGGAAACCAACACAGAGGCAGCAUUGGUUUUUACAUGAGAACUGCGGGAGGUGAAUCUGAGUAAGUACUGAUCCUAGUUAAGCAAAGGCUGAGUUAUUGGUUUCCAUUUCUCUUUGAGGUACUGCACUGUUCGUUUACAAGUGAGUAAUGGGAAGUGUCCCAGAUUCACCACCAGUUACAUUCCAGAAACAGGCUUUUAGGGAAUAGGAAAGUAAUGGUUUGGUCUGACACUGUGCCUUUGUAAUACCAUUAUACUAUUAUAUUUAUUAUUUUUGCUCUCUCUAUGUCACCUGAACUUGGACACUGUGGAGCUUCAUUGCAUUAGUGAGGAGCCUUGGAGCCGAGACUGUGUUGACUGUUAUUUUAUUAUUAUUAUUUUUUAAACCAAAUGUAUCUAAAUAUAAACUAAAUCGAAACUUCAA
Messenger RNA from Myripristis murdjan (pinecone soldierfish), 5112 nucleotides. RefSeq names its product phosphatidate phosphatase LPIN2. The coding region runs from base 105 to 3362 and encodes 1085 amino acids. Gene Ontology annotation, molecular function: transcription coactivator activity; phosphatidate phosphatase activity. The transcript has 20 exons. NCBI's taxonomy places the organism in Eukaryota, Metazoa, Chordata, Actinopteri, Holocentriformes, Holocentridae. Gene Ontology annotation, biological process: triglyceride biosynthetic process; fatty acid catabolic process; cellular response to insulin stimulus. Gene Ontology annotation, cellular component: nucleus. The record is from RefSeq and is a predicted model, not a curated record.